AUGUCAGCUAUUAUCCAACGUCAAAUCAGCGAUCAAACUGCCUUAGCUAACAACAUCUCAUUCUGUUUAUUCUUUGUUUUAGUUCGACCAAAGCCCUUGUUCGUCAAUCCGCAUAAGCCCUGUCCCAAUUCUCCAGGAUUGUUCCGAUUUCAUUUUCAGGCUCGCUUAAACUUGUUCAAGCCUCUCCUCAAUUGGGAAACGGAACCUAUCAUCGCUGGAUUAGGAGCUCUGCUCACAACCUAUCUGUUCCUUCAUACACACUCAACUUCUGGAUUAAACGAUCUCGUCCUUGUCCGACCACUUAUUUAUCAAACCCUCAACUUCAUUUCAGCCAAGGGACAUAUCUCGCCAUUCCAAGGCACCUUCUUCAUCUUCUCCUCUUCAUAUUCGGAAGUCCCAGCCAUGGUCAGAAAGAAACAAAAGACCGCGCAUGGCCCUGCCAAGCCACCUGAAGGGGGUGCCAGGGGCUCCUCGUAUAAUGACACCAAUGCACUACUUGAAAUGAUGUGCAAAAGGCUAAUGAAGCAGAGGGCUGUUGCCCAGGUUGUGUCUGUUGAUUUUGACCUCUUGGCUGUUUUCCUAAUGCAGGAGUUCCAAGAGAUGGACAUCCAAGUGAUAGUGGAGGAGGUCCUACGGGUCUUUUCCCAACAUGCGCCGCAAACAAUGCUCCAAAAUCAGGUUUUCGAUGCUGCCAAAGAGGUUGAUCAAACCAUACGUUGUGGAACUGCUCAGCUAAUGAGUGAAGAGCUUGGAGGGGAUAAAUAUUAA
Messenger RNA from Puccinia graminis f. sp. tritici CRL 75-36-700-3, 768 nucleotides. RefSeq lists its product as uncharacterized. NCBI's taxonomy places the organism in Eukaryota, Fungi, Basidiomycota, Pucciniomycetes, Pucciniales, Pucciniaceae. The transcript has 4 exons. Bases 1 to 768 code for a protein of 255 amino acids. The record is from RefSeq and is a predicted model, not a curated record.